ACUCUGCCACUGGCGGCACGGAACGCACCAGUGCAUCGUCAGUCUCCGAGAGCAAAGGACGUACAGCAAAGCGGACGCGUCGCGUAAACGUUUUACGAACAGUCGAACACGAAACGCCGCGAAAUCCGGUGCCAUCCGAGUGCCGGCCGCGAAGCAAGUGCAUCCUUCGGCAAGCACGCGUAACCGGCACGUUUGUCACACCGCAGACGUUGUCGCAGACGUGCAUGCGAAGGGUCCGUGAAGGACAGUUUGAUCGUAAAUCACGCGAAAAUACAUCGGAACUCAGUGAUUUCCCGACUCACGUACAAUAAAAAAAAGGGUGGCAUUUAGCAAAGUGUGUGAUUGGGCGUGUGUUUUGUUGUUCCGUAUUUAAAUUUCCCUGCAUUGUGGCUAUGACUUUUCCAUUGACGCGUGAAUCAGCUGUUUGAUAAAUUCCAACUCGUGUCGCGAUAUUUUUUAUUUGCUUUUUGAGGGAAAAUUGUGAUUGUGCUCUUAAAGAAGAAAAUAAGUGAAAAGACAAAAUUUUGUCGAAAGUAAAGAGAACAAUCCAUUUGAUAGCGGCGUGCGGGGUGGAUUCCGGGAAAAUUGUCAACACCAACGUUGCGUAGUGCAAUCGGUGCAGUGUGCAUAAUGUGCAAUUCAUGCGUAUGCAAUCGACCGUCAGCUGUGAUCGUGCGUGAGCGUGAUUCAUCGCGGUUCGGUCGUGCGUUCGUGAUUCAAAGGCAAUUAAAAUAGAUCGCCCCAAACAGCGGGAGUGCGUUGUUCUCGGUCGGCGUUUUCCCGCCUAGUUUUUCCAAUCCCAAUCCUCCCCUUUUCGGGGGGUGGAAAACAUAGGCUAAAAGGCCACAAGCAUCAGUGACUUCUUCGGUACACCGAACCACGAAUACAGUGACACGUUUUCGGAACGUUUCGUGAUUUAUCGCACGGGAGACAAUAUAUUAACCAAAUACGAUCAGCCGGGUGCGCGGCUUUUGCUUUCCCCGCCACACGGGGUACGUCCGAAGAUGGCGCACAGCGAGCAGACGGUAGUAUGGUCGCAUUCGUACACGGACGAUACGGGUUGGGCUGGGCGAUACUGAUCACUCAACACCACCGUCACCAACGGCUUCACAACACCCGUGGUCGUAUGGCUCUCGUCUAGCUUACGGUGAAGUAUGUGCUUCAGUGUGGAUUAGUGCGUGCUAGACAUCGAUCGACUUGCCUCUCGACACCCCUCUCGCCCCCCCUCCUGAGUGGUUCACCGAUGGUGAAGAAACUCGUGUCCUUUUGGACAUUGGAUUAGAAAACUGAUCCAAAAGUGGACCCCCGUUAGCAGAUCACCGCUAAUCGACUGCGGUGUCAAAUUAAUCGUCUCGCGAUUCGCGUUGAAACGUCGUCUUGCAAAGGGUUGCUGUUUUUGGGGGUAGUUUCCCCCCUUACCCCCUCGUAAGCAUUCCUCCGGUCCUAAGCCGUCCCGCCCAAGAUUAUCGCGCUCGCGAAAUGAUGACGAUGAUUUAUCGGUACUGAGGCGUAAAGGUUGUCUUUCACCCCGAUUACGGACCGGGGCCGUUCUCCUGCCUGUGUGUAACCCUUGUCGCGCUUCUUGCCCACUAUCGGUGUGGCUGGUCGACCCCCGGAGGCAAAAUCUCAACCGGUCCGGUUGAACAUCGUUGGACAUCUUGGUCAACACGGCGGAUCGUUUGGAAUCGCAGUUCGCUUCACGACCAAUUAGCCUGUGUACGUGUUUUCAACCCCCAUCCGCACCAAACGAGCGGGAGGAACUGAAGUGUGUGUGUGUGCAUGUGUUUAUGUGCUUCUAAGAAACUGAGAGUAGGAUCGAUUUUGAUUUGAAGGCCAGUAGAAACGGCCGCUUGGAUCAACGCUGAAGCGCUCGGUUGGCGAUUUUCCGAGUGACAACGACAACAACCCUUCCCAAUCAACCCCCGUUGCACAAAAAAAGGGCCGUACCGUACAGGUAGGAAGCGGACAGCGGACGGCCGCACUGUCCCACCAGGCUUACAUUUUGGGGCCCAUAGCCGGGCUGGUACUAGCAUUCAAAACCAGGAAAUAGUCGCAACUAGCGGGAAGGCCUAGAGAACAGACCAACGCAAAUAUGUCAACCGGUGUCGUCUCGUUGGCCGUCGUCGCCAUCACCGUUAGCAUCGUGGUGCACGUGCUUCUGCUGACAAGUGCAUUUGUGGGACCGGCGGACGGUGCGGUACGGGGUGGCAAUCGGCACAGCUACGCUUCCGCCAUGAAGUCCACCAUCGAUCGGCAGGGGCUUGCACCGCCGGCUUAUAACGCUGCUGGCCAUCGACGAGGUGCGAAGAAUUAUGCCUGUCUGCAGGAUUUGACGCAGACCGUGGUUCCACCCGGUCCGGAACAUGCCCCGGAACGGUCCGGCGACGACACGAUGGUGCUGAUGGAGGACCGCACUGUGGUUGUUGGCGAGGAUGAGGCUGACGCUGAUAUUGACGAUGACAUUGAUACUGGGAGCGGUACAAACGUUUCCACUGCCGGGUCUAGAGUCACCAUUCGAAGAUACUCGUUUCGUUUGUUAGAAAUGAGUCCACUUUCCAUCACUGUAACUUCCACAUGCUCCAGCAAAGAUGAUGUAGCUCCUAGAUGGUGGGUGCAGUACGAGGGACGUUAUAUUGCCGCACUAUCCAACGGAAGUCAAUUCUUUCGAUCGUGUGUCCAGCGUGGUGUGUAUCAGGUGAUCAUAGACCUGGCAGGAACUUCAGUGCUGGACGGUUGCAGCUACCGUCUCGGCUACAAUCGUAAAGGGACGGAAGAGUUUCGUAGUUGGCCGUUUCGUAAUCUGAGCGCACCUUCGCGCAUAAAGGUACAGCAGCAGCGUCGUCGAUACGUCGUGAUGAUCAAGUGGGAAAAGAGCAAGUUGGACAUCCAUGUGAUGAACUAUUGUCUCGCAGUUAGUACCGGCCGACGACAGAGAACCCUUUGUCAGGCAUUGGGUAACUCCAUCCAUCGACCACCGUGUGACACGAUCGCCGUCAACGAUUUCCUACACCGUUUGGGACCGCGUGACGAACGAAAGCUGGAUCCGAACGUGGAGACAACGAUCGUAUGUACCGGGACCCGAACCAAACAGCUGCUGCGCGGUAUGAAGCCCAACGUGACGUACUACGUGGAUGUUUUUGCUAUUCACUCGCAGCACAACAAUCUAUCGUUCCUGUUGGGUUCUACGCAGGUGCUGCUUAAUCGUACCCGUCCGACGCAACUGAUCGAGGGCAAGGUUGUGGUAGGGAAGCUGUCCACACUCGGAGGUGUAUCGCUGUUCAAUUUUAAAGUUCCAAAGCGUUCGCCGAACAAUUUCUUCAAGCUGCAUCUAACACCCUGCGGCGGUACAGUAAGCCUGGAGGUGCUAAAGAAAAAGCGUCGCAUUAUGGAGCCGGUACGGGAUGUGUACUACCCGCGCACGAUUACGGUGCAAAAUGUCCGGCCGGGAGAACGCUAUCUUAUACGAGUAACUAAUGCGGACGAUUCAUCGCGCCUCAAUCGGAUACAGGUGAUCGUUAGCUCGCGUAAUGAUUUUCUCGAUCUGCCACGGAUGCCACACGACACAAACAUUACCGAGUUGACGGAACUGCGCAAGUGUCACUCCAGUACGAUCGCAUGGUUUGGAUCAUCCGACAAAGAUGUGAGAUACUGUGUAUACGUCUUUAAGCUGCUAAAGGUACAGUUCUACGCCCAUAAUGUGAAGCUUCCCACGUACUGCGAGUUGGAAAGUCGAGAUGUCUCCAAUCAUUCCCAGUUCCAUCACAAGCAUUGUUUAAGCUACAACAAGGAGGACAAUCUGCUCUCGCUGGACAUUCCCAACCUGCUGCCAGAACAUUACUACACCGUGUUUGUGACGGCUAAUACCACACGCAGUGGCAGUCUACCGUAUAAGUCAGUCCGCAUAAAGACGGCUCCAUACUGUCUCGAGAGCAAUCAGAUCCUUCCGACGGGAUCGCUCGGUAAAGGGAAGGGAGCCAUGAAGGCAGCUGGCUUUCGGAAAGUUGGUGGUCAGAAGCGACGCAAUACGGCCAAGAACAGUCUAUCGGAGCGGGGUACUUUAAAGCGAUCCCGUAAGCAACAGGAAACACCCAGCCGGAAUGGCUAAACCUUAAGGAUGUGUGUUGGAAGUUUUGUAAAUAUAUCUCCAAAUAAUAAUUUCAUCUUAUUCAACUCUCCGUUCGUACCAAACAGGAAAACAGAGUUACGGAGAAAUUAGGGCAGCCAACCCUUACCGCGUACCGCGUUAUAUUCGCAACCUAAAAUCCUUCAUAAGGGUUUACUUCUUUAGAGUAGAAUGAUAGUAUAAAACAUACAGCUGAGCUGUGGCACGUUUGUUUUUUUUUCUAUUCAUGUUCUAAAAUAGCUUGCAAAUUGCAAAACAGAGAAAACAGAGAAAGAGAUAACAUUAGAAGCUUGCCAACAGCUUGCCAAACAAGUUUAGUACUUUCUAAGGUAAUGAGUCCUUAAAACAGAAGCGUACUCAAUAAUAUAAAAUGUUAUAAGUUUAUUUUCUCCGACAAAUCGGCAGUUUGACAAGCUGCUUGUAAUGCACUCCAAAAACAACACAUACAGCAACGUAGCUUGAUUGUGCAUGGGAGUUCAAUGUGUAUUUAAACAUUAGCGUUAACGUUGGCAGCAAACAUUUUAGCUUUAUCCGUCUGCAUUAGUGGUUAAGAAUAUUUAGUAUCGCUGCUACUAUUCCACGUUUAUACCUUUCAAGCCAUAUUGAUCCAAACCGUGACUGACGAAGAACAAAAAAAAAAAACGCCCCAUCCAGUACCACAAAGCAAAUCACAUUCAAUUGGUCAUGUUCAGGAAGAAACUGUCUCCUUGUUUAUUUUUUGUAUUGCGACAGGUGUGUAACGGAAAACACAAAGCUAUUCCAGGCACAGAAAAUCCACACACCGCACUAAUUGAUUACUGAUAAGAGCUGUUAGUGUUUGCAGGAUUUGUUUGUGAUAUGAUUUGCAAUCGGCAUGGAAAUUAGCAUCGCGGUAUUAAACUCCACUUUAAUAGAGCCACCAAGCGUCUCCAUGUACGUGUCGAGUGCAUUCGUCGUUCGAUGCCCUGCUUCGUGCCGAUCCGAACGGUGCCGUUGACAUUGGGAAAAUAAUUAAUUUGCACCACCUUCUCGACUGGGCACGGUGCUGUAAUGGCAACUUUUCUCCAGCAUUUUUCCUCCUCUAGCGUUGCGACGUGACGACGUGUUAUCGCAUUGUGUUGUUUAAUUGCGGAGGAGGAACACGGUCGUUGUACAAUAGGAUGAUGCUGAAUUCUUGGUUGUUGUAUGAUUGAUAUCAUCGACCGGAAUGUCUGAUAGCUGAAGGCACAGUGAUGAAACGUUAAAUAUGCUGGUGGACAUAAAAUAAAAUAAAUGAUAAUUAUAAUCUUUACAAUAA
This is a messenger RNA of Anopheles funestus (African malaria mosquito), 5399 nucleotides long. RefSeq lists its product as uncharacterized. The transcript is spliced from 6 exons. Bases 2093 to 4105 code for a protein of 670 amino acids. NCBI's taxonomy places the organism in Eukaryota, Metazoa, Arthropoda, Insecta, Diptera, Culicidae. The record is from RefSeq and is a predicted model, not a curated record.